UAAAAAGGUAAUUUUAUACUGAAAAGAUGAUUAUUGCAGCCGUCGUUGCUCGUUACAUACGUAGCUCAGUCGGUAAGUGAGAGCUGUCCAUUGACGACCGUGUUGCUCUUUGCAAAUCUCUGACGAAAAAGGAAAGCAUGGCGGCUGCGGCAUCGUUGCAGAAUCUCCUGAAAGUCGGGACUAAAAUCGUCGCCGUCGGUCGCAACUACGCAGCUCACGCCAAAGAACUCGGGAACGCCGUACCCAAGGAGCCGGUUUUGUUUUUAAAGCCGACAUCUUCGUAUUUGGAAAAUGGAGGUACAAUCGAGGUUCCGCACCCUUUGAAUUCCUUGGAUCAUGAAGUUGAGCUUGCUGUCGUGAUCGGACAAAAGGCUCGGGAUGUGCCUGAAAAGACUGCCAUGAAUUAUGUCGGAGGCUAUGCUUUAGCACUGGAUAUGACUGCAAGGGAAAUCCAAUCUGUUGCAAAGGUACAAAUAUUAUUCCUUGUGAUUUAUCAUUCACAGAUUACUGAACUGAAAAUUUUUGUGCAGUUGCCGAUGUCUAUGGUGCCUGACCCGGAAAACUUGGAGCUGUGGUUAAAGGUAGAUGGAGAAACACGACAAAAGGGUUCCACCAAGGACAUGAUUUUUAAGAUUCCUUGCCUCAUUAGCCACAUAAGUUCCAUUAUGACACUUUGUGAAGGAGAUGUCAUAUUAACAGGCACUCCUCAAGGUGUUGGCCCUGUAAAAGUAGGCCAGAAGAUAAGUGCUGGGAUAACAGGCCUUGUAGAUGUUCACUUUGAUGUUGGAAAACGCCAAAAACCAGGAAACUGUUGAGCUAAGCGCAUCUAUGCUGCAGCAACCAGAGCUUGUUUAAGAAGAAUUUAUCCUUUAAUUUCUGAUUCAACACUGCAGACGCCCUGCACAUCCUUCUAUUGGAGUUAACCAAGCAUCUGGGCAGCUAAAAACAAACAUUAAAAUAACCCAAGCAUCUGAAACACAGCCCUUGGAUCUUUCUGGAACUUGCAGUGAGGUACACUGCAACCAACUUAAAACGAAUGCCUGCUGACCUUUGAGAACUUGCUCAUUUGUGUGGAUUGUGCUUAAUUUCUUUGAUUGAAGAAACUCUAUUGUGAACUUGUGCUAAAGUAGGAAAUGAAAGAAAGGUACAGCAUUUAUCAUGCAA
This is a messenger RNA of Theobroma umbraticum, 1164 nucleotides long. Lineage: Eukaryota; Viridiplantae; Streptophyta; Magnoliopsida; Malvales; Malvaceae. The record is from RefSeq and is a predicted model, not a curated record.